Molecule: messenger RNA, 985 nt
Organism: Dermacentor silvarum
Lineage: Eukaryota; Metazoa; Arthropoda; Arachnida; Ixodida; Ixodidae
Product: mitochondrial transcription rescue factor 1-like
Exons: 4
Coding region: 173-790 (205 amino acids)
Source: RefSeq, a predicted model, not a curated record
GAGACACAUGUUCUUUGCUAUGUGGCUGCGGUGGUGCGAGCGCUGACCUCACCGAAUUUUGUUAUUUAGCCUCCGGUGAAUCGCAGGCAAGUCCAUUGCAGUACAAACCGCGGAGUAUCAGUCGCUCGCCACUCCUGCAGCCACAAGCCAGCCCUGCGUCGACCCGGGGACCAUGCUUGCGUUGUGUGCCGUACGCGUGGUGACCCGCUGGUCAGUGCGCCGAUGCAUUCUCAUGGCGACAGCGGCGAGGCCGAGCACAGCGAGGUCUCUGGCCACGGAUCGAUGUGCGUUGUUGCUCCGCGGUCAUGCUCCCUCCCUGUUGACAGCUCGCACCGUUCCGUGCUUGCAGCCCCUGAGGAGCAAGUCCAAGAAAGCGAAGAGCAAGGCACCUGUCGCCCAGGAUGAAGAAGAGGAUGAGGACGAGGAGGAGGAAGCAGGGAGCCAGGAGGAAGGAGACAAUGAGCGGCUGGUCUUUGUGAGCUCACUCCGCAUAGACAGCAUUAUGAAAGCUGGCGUCAACAUGUCCAAGACGAAAGUUCUCGAGAGCUUCUACGAUGGCAGCAUACGCCUAAAUGGCCAGAAGGUCCCCAAGAAGAGCACCCAGGUUUCCAUCGGUGACGAGGUCGACCACGUGCUGGGUUUCAGUGCACAAAAUCCGAACUUGAUGGAAGUCGACCGUGUCACUCUGCUGGCCACGCAUCACGACCGUGUGACAGACAAAGGUCGAUUCCAAGUGCGGCUACGGUGCCAACGACGACUUGUGAUUGAAAAGUACGCAGACGAAGACUGAAUAAGAGACUGCGCCUUCCCUCUUAGUCAACUGGUGUUGCCAGCCUACCACUAACAUGCCAAGUCUGGAACUUGCAGCGACAUGAUGGCAAGCACUAUGUCUGAUUACAGGCCAUGAUUGAAAAAGCCACUGAACAGAUGUUGGAACUUGGUUGUAGUUUGGCUAUAAGUAGUAAAACAAGUUGCUUAACUGCCA